Microthlaspi erraticum is the source of this 1491-nucleotide messenger RNA. The record is from the annotation of a GenBank genome assembly. NCBI's taxonomy places the organism in Eukaryota, Viridiplantae, Streptophyta, Magnoliopsida, Brassicales, Brassicaceae.
AUGCCAAAGAAGUUCAUCGUCCCUUCAAUGAAGAUGUACGACGGGACGACCGACCCUGAUAAUCAUAUAGCCCAGUACAAGCAACGCAUGUUCACAACGGCAAUAGCAAAAGAAUAUCGCGAAGCUAGUAUGUGUAAAGGAUUUGGAUCUAGCCUCACGGGACCAGCUCUUCAGUGGUUUACGAACCUACCGAACGCGUCAAUCGACUCGUUCGCGUCAUUGACAGACCGCUUUGUUGAGCAAUUCGCGAGCAGCAGGAACAUAGAAAGGACAGCCGACGAUCUCUAUGAAGUGAUACAGAAGAGAGGAGAACCGUUGCGCGAUUACGUAGGUCGCUUCAACAAAGAGAAAGUAUCCAUUCCGGCAUGUGUCACGUCCACUGCCAUCUCUGCAUUCAAAAGAGGAUUGCUCCCAGACAGUGAUUUGUACAAGGAACUGACGAAGUACCAGUGCAGAACGAUGGAAGAUGUGCUAUCUAGAGCAUGGGCUCAAAUAAGGUGGGAGGAAGACCCUGCAUAUCGACACCUACUUUCCCCACGAUCUGAUUCGCGCGUUGUUAGGAACGAGCGUCCCUCUCGAGAUGACAGACCGUACCAGAGACCACGCAGUGAAAGCACUAGCAAGAGAAGCGAAAGAAGCGACCAUCGACCACUCAACCAAAUUGAGAGCGACCAACGCUCAUCAUCCACAUGGCCAGACAUGAGUAACCUCGCAAUAUCUCCUGCAGAACUAGUCAAUGUUCUUAAUCAUAUAUCUGGAGUAAGAUGGCCUCAAAAGAUGAAGCACCAGGGGAACGAAGAGACACAUCAAAGUGGUCACUUGAGAGAAUACUUGUCCGACAGGGCUAGGAGUCGCAUCGACGACAGAAGCAAUGACGAGGUGCAAAGAAAACCAUCUCCUGCUCAAUCUCCGAAGCAUGAUCGAAUCAUCAACGUGAUAUCGGGAGGAUCAGAUGAAGAUAAGUGUGUCCUAGCUCCACAUCAUGAUGCAUUAGUCAUAUCUUUGACAAUCGCUAAUAGUCUGAUGAAAAGGACACUCGUUGAUAAUGGGAGUUCGACCAACAUUCUCUUCAUGGAUGCUUACAAAGGAUUAGGGCUGGAUGAGAAUGCACUGACGCGAAAAUCCACACCACUGGUAGGAUUUAGCGGUGAAGUAAAGCAGACCAUAGGAGAAGUGACGCUGCCUGUGUAUGCAGGAGGAAUUAACCGACAGACAAAGUUUCUGAUACUAGAUUGUGCUACUGCGUACAACGCAAUUAUGGGACGUCCCUGGAUUCAUGACAUGGGGGCAGUGCCAUCGACACUCCAUCAAACCAUAAAAUUUCCUACUCCAUGGGGAGUCAAAGAGAUCAAGGGAGAACAAGAGCAUGCACGUUCAUGCUACCAAACUACCCUAAAAGGGAAAGGUCAUGAGCUAUAUCAACUAGAGAUCCAAUCGUCGAUUCCACAUACCAAAGAAGCAGAGGUGGAACAACUCUGUGAGAUCCACUGA